AUGAUCUCAAAGGUGUUGUGUUUAGCCGUUCUGGUGGCCGCAGUGGCCGCCCAGUCCGACCAUGGCCACCACGAGCACCACCACGGCUACUCCUCGCAGCACAUCUCGCGCCACGACGGCAAACCAGAGAAAGUCACUGUUCAAGUAAAAGACAAACACGGACACGCUCAUGAAAUUCACGAUUACUACGCCCACCCUAAGUACGAGUUCGAGUACAAGGUGGAGGACAAGCACACUGGCGACCACAAGACCCAGCACGAGCACCGCGAGGGUGACGCCGUGAAGGGCUUCUACUCCCUGCACGAGCCUGAUGGUUCCGUCAGGGACGUCCACUACCACAGCGACAAGCACACUGGGUUCCACGCUAUUGUUAAGCACAACACCCACCACGUCGUCCCAGAGCAUCACCAUCAUCACCAUUAAACUAUUACGAGUAUUAAUAUUAGGUUAUUCGUUAUUACGCUUGAAUGUUAUGUCGUUGAAU
Ostrinia furnacalis (Asian corn borer) is the source of this 484-nucleotide messenger RNA. Its product is annotated as cuticle protein 19-like. The record is from RefSeq and is a predicted model, not a curated record. Gene Ontology annotation, cellular component: extracellular matrix. Lineage: Eukaryota; Metazoa; Arthropoda; Insecta; Lepidoptera; Crambidae. The coding region runs from base 1 to 423 and encodes 140 amino acids. The transcript has 4 exons.